AUGGAUCUGGGGCUGGCUCCGACUGCUGAAACCAUGAACAUGGCUGCUGUUCUCAUGAGCCCGAUUGCCCAGCUGCCGAACAUGGCUGCUCAGAUCCCGGUGCCCGUAGCUUCUUCCUUUUCUUCCAAUCCGCCCGCACCCAGAUCCCUCUGUUCACGUGGACAACGCGGCAAGGCACAAAAAGGUUCCUUUCGACGUGAAACGACAUUAUGUUGGAUAAUGUCGGUUUUAGGUUGGAAAGUUAUAGGAAGGAUGGUGCGAACAAAACAUCUCACCUAUUUUCCAAUAAGGCGUAGUUUUGCGUUUCUUUCCCUGUAACGUGACUAUUUCGAGCGGGAUCUUGAAUAAAUAUUCCAAUCAAUUUGAUGUCGGUGUCUGAGGGAGAAAAGGCCAUAAAACCAAUCAAAACUGUACAUUUUUCCACCUUCUCCGCUAUUUUCUGUGACAGUCUUUCGGCGAUGUUACUGUGCUGGUGGGUGGAGUCACAGUCCGCAUCUUAUUCGCUCUCUCUUUCUCUUUUUCUCUCUCUCUCUCUCUCGCAGCCUCUCAUUCCGAAAGUCUGCGCUCCUGCCCAAUCGCGCACCGACCAACCGCCUCCUCCUUUUCUUAACACCCUUCUUUCAUAGUUCCUCUCCUUUUAUUCUUCCUUUUUCUAACCAUUUAUGAAAGAGAUUUCAGAAUGUACUCCACUCUCUCCUUCUACCAUUUCGACGAGGCCACAAAGAGACAUCUGAUUUCGGGUGUCCUAGAGUUCAAGGAUCCAGUCACCCUGCUCGUGAGUCAUCAUUGUUCCUUCCUUUCUGAACUAGUUGCUCACGCUAACGUUAACUCGGAAAACUUUCUGUAGAACUUUUCUUACAAAACACUAUUUUCAAGCCGUGGCCUGACACAUCUAAAUUAGCGCGGCUGUGAAAUCCGCGGCCGUUUGCCCUGCCCUCGAACUUCCCUCAGAUCCGACAAUAUUCUCUUCAGAACUUCAACUUUGAGCCACGUUGUCUGCCAGCUCCGUUCUCAUACAUUUACGAGGCAGCCGUGGCGCUGAAGGACGCUCGUUUCUGGGACGUCUACUCCGCCCUCCUGCGCCACGAGUUCACGGGCGCCGAUCUUCAGAUGGGCCAAGUUCUGCUCGACGCCGCGUGCAUGAGCCUGAGAGGGCCGUGCUGGACUAUCGAGAAGGUAAAACAUAUGUUCUGCGCGCGCGCGAAUGCCCAAAAACAAGAGGUGAGGAGUACUGUAGACACAUUCUGAGGUAUUUCAGUUCUGGAGGAGCCUCAAAGAACCGCUGACUCCCUUCCAGAUGAAACUGAUCCCAGUGAUCCUUGCUCAGAAUCCGGAGCUCCAUCGGGUAUACUCUUACUCUCAUUCAGAACAUCUCCAUCGACUUUUCCUUAAGAUUCCGAUGGGUUCAGCCCUUGAUCCGGUUCCCCCGCACCUCCCUCUGACUCUGAUGACGGACUCGACGACCGAGAUUCCGAGACUGAUUGCGAUGACGUCUCCGCUCUCCGCCUCGUCCGUUUCUCCCGUUUCUUCCUCGUCAGUGCAUGCUCCGUCACCGACUGACACCCGUCUGAAGUUCGACGUAAGUCAUCUUUCUCAGUUUCACUCAAUUCCACCUUUUUCUUACAGCGAAGUGUGUACAGACAACUCCGGCAUUUCUUCGAUAGCCGCGGUGGAGUCGUCACGCCGGGCGAGUGCCUUGAACUGGCACAGAAGCUCAGAGUUGAUGAAGUACAGCUGAGAAGAUACUUCUCGAACAGAAGGUACGUUGCAUUUCUGCUUACUAGGGACCUUCAUUCGGCUAGGUUCUGA
Molecule: messenger RNA, 1809 nt
Organism: Caenorhabditis sp. 36 PRJEB53466
Lineage: Eukaryota; Metazoa; Nematoda; Chromadorea; Rhabditida; Rhabditidae
Source: the annotation of a GenBank genome assembly